UUCUCUUCAAUUGAAACUUUGACUGCAGCUAAACGCCUACGAUAACGUUGCUGUGCUGGUUCUCCAGCGUUCAAAUUUUAUGUUUCAUCACACGUGUCAAAAAUUUACCCAAAAGCAGGUAGCCGUCCUCCUGGCGUGACCUUUUUGGCUCAUUGACUCGGACAGCCGUUAUGUCACACAUUCUUCAUCGAACUUCAUCGGGUGAACGCUUCUGUACUUAUACCCCAGUUCUAUUUGCCAUUCGAUGUAUCACUUGGACCCACACUCUCAUCCAAGACCAAUAAAGAUGCUACCACACAACAUUGUUUUCAAAACCCUCCUCCGAGAGAUCCCAGAGGCGGAACUCAGGAGAACUCAGAAUACUCCUCAUUUCACGGGUGGCUUUGGUGAUGUCUGGAAAUGCACCUGGCCCACCAGUAAUCCCCCUCUCACAGUUGCAAUCAAGGUAGUGAGGGUCGCUGACUCCGAUAAGACGGCAUCGGUGGAAAGGACUGCACUGAGUAUACGACGUGAGGCCUAUGUCUGGGCCAACUUGGAAGAUGACCAUGUCCUUCCGCUUCACGGAAUUACAACUGGUUUCGGAGUCUUACCAGCGUUUGUUUCAUCAUGGAUGACAAACGGGUCUCUCGAAAACUACCUGAAAGACGCACCUACUCUUUCGACAUCCCAGAAGCUGGACAUGUCACGCCAGAUAGCAUCCGGUCUCAAGUAUUUGCAUGAAAAGGGCAUUGUCCAUGGCGAUUUGACACCGACCAACGUACUCAUCGACAGUGACAAGAAGCUUCUCCUCUCAGACUUCGGUCUCUCAAUGGUCCUCGCAGAAUCGGGAAACCCCACAUUCAACUCCUAUCACGCGGGUAACGUGCGUUGGAUGGCCCCCGAAAUGGUUGAGGAGCUGGCAAGGCCAACAAUGCCUGCAGACGUAUAUUCUCAUGGUUGUAUUGUGCUUCAGCUACUUUGUGGUGAACAACCUUACUCCUGGGCGGCGCAGGCGAUUCACGUGAUAACGGCGAUGUUGAGAGGAAGAAAGCCCUUUGGCCCGCUCACAGACGUUGAUGAAGACCAUAAGAAGUAUUGGCUGAAAUGUCUCUCCGCCGAAUGCCAGGAUCGACCUGAAGUCACAGGAAUCGUAGCAUUCAUAGAAACCGAGCUGCAGAAGCUUCGAUGACGAGUAAUUAUAGUCAACACUUUCCAUGCGGCUGCUACAAAUACGUUGUCCGUAUCGAUUUACGACCUCGCGACUUACUCAUACCUUUAUUCACCUUUGUACUCGUAACCCUGCUUUAAAGUUUGUGUUUGGAGCUUAUCAAAUAUUGUCUUCCUAAA
Messenger RNA from Suillus discolor, 1326 nucleotides. RefSeq names its product kinase-like domain-containing protein. The coding region runs from base 245 to 1168 and encodes 307 amino acids. Lineage: Eukaryota; Fungi; Basidiomycota; Agaricomycetes; Boletales; Suillaceae. The record is from RefSeq and is a predicted model, not a curated record. Gene Ontology annotation, biological process: protein phosphorylation. Gene Ontology annotation, molecular function: protein kinase activity; ATP binding. The transcript is spliced from 9 exons.